AUGGCCGUCGAGCUUGAGGAGGGUAGUAUCCCCGCUGAUGCUCUCGAAGCUUUGAGGGUGGAUGCGAGUCUACCCAUAUGUCUGGCUUGUGGGACCCAAUAUCCGGUUGCUAGAACCGAUUGUCCCAUAUGCGAAGAUCCGAGACAAUUCGUCCCUCCCUCCGGUCAAGCAUGGACGACCUUGGCCGAUUUGUCCUCCAAUAGAAAACACACCCUUCUUCCCGAUAAGGAGGAUAAGAGAGUGACUUUCAUCCAGACAAUACCGGGUUUUGGGAUUGACCAGACUCCAACAUUGAUCGAGACCGGGUCUGGUAGUUACAUAUGGGAUUGCGCCGCUUUACUCACUCCUCAUCUCAUCUCAUAUCUCAAAUCUCUCAAAACGCCCUUGAAAGCGAUAGCUAUCUCUCAUCCUCAUUUCUUCUCUACUAGCCUGACCUGGGCAAGGGUCCUCCAAGUCCCUUUAUACAUAUGCGAAGACGAUAAACCGUGGUUCCAGCGUCUGAGCGAUGUCUCAGAGGGAGAGAUCAAGUGGUGGAGAGGCAAACAGGAGUUGGGACCUGGUGUAACGGUGAUUCAAUGUGGAGGGCAUUUUGAAGGCUCCGCUAUCCUUCACUGGGACCGACUGAGUGAACCCGCUCCCCCCGUCGACGACUUGCCGACCUCGCCAACCCCAGUCUCAGGUCUCAUCCUCACAGCAGACACCAUCAUGGUUCAACGCACGCAGAAACGAUUCACCUUCUUAUGGAGUGCGCCUAACAUGAUCCCCUUAAACCCUACCGAUGUCGUAGGUAUCUGGAACAGGGUCAAAACUUUCCCUUUCUCUCAAGCGACCUCCUCGUGGCCUGGAAGGUUUAUUCGAUCAGAUGCCAAGAGUGUCCUGGAGGAAAGUGUGAGGGAGUAUCUAAAGGCCAUGGGAUGGGAAUGGGAUGGUGAGAAUAGCUUUGUCCCUCUGUAA
Messenger RNA from Tremella mesenterica DSM 1558, 954 nucleotides. RefSeq lists its product as uncharacterized. The record is from RefSeq and is a predicted model, not a curated record. The transcript has 6 exons. Lineage: Eukaryota; Fungi; Basidiomycota; Tremellomycetes; Tremellales; Tremellaceae. The coding region runs from base 1 to 954 and encodes 317 amino acids.